Messenger RNA from Pollicipes pollicipes, 1557 nucleotides. RefSeq names its product aromatic-L-amino-acid decarboxylase-like. The coding region runs from base 1 to 1557 and encodes 518 amino acids. Gene Ontology annotation, cellular component: cytoplasm. NCBI's taxonomy places the organism in Eukaryota, Metazoa, Arthropoda, Thecostraca, Pollicipedomorpha, Pollicipedidae. The record is from RefSeq and is a predicted model, not a curated record. Gene Ontology annotation, molecular function: aromatic-L-amino-acid decarboxylase activity; pyridoxal phosphate binding. The transcript has 2 exons. Gene Ontology annotation, biological process: carboxylic acid metabolic process; catecholamine metabolic process; amino acid metabolic process.
AUGGAAGACCAGCAGUUCCGCGAGGCGGCGCGCGAGGUGAUCGACUACAUCAUCGACUACCAGCGCGACAUCCGCGACCGGCCCGUGCUGCCGUCCGUCAGCCCCGGCUACCUCUCCAAGCUGGUGCCGACCGAGGCGCCCGCCACGCCCGACUCCUGGCGUGACGUCAUGCGUGACGUGGAGCGCGUCAUCCAGCCGGGCAUGACGCACUGGCACUCACCGCAGUUCCACGCCUUCUGCCCGCUGGCCAACUCGCCGCCGGCGCUGCUCGCCGAGCUGCUGGCGCACGGGCUCAGCUGCGUCGGGCUGUCGUGGGAGGCGGCGCCCGCCUGCCUGGAGCUCGAGGUGACCGUGAUGGACUGGCUGGCGCGCAUGCUGGCGCUGCCGGCGCACUUCCUGUCCGACUCGGGCCGCGGCGGCGGCGUCAUCAUCGGCUCGGCGACCGAGGGCGUGGUGCUGACGCUGACGUCCGAGGAGAUCGCCGCUGGCAACGUGCCAAUUUACGUGCUGGCCACGCUGGGCACGACCGGCACGUGUGCGUUUGAUCCGCUGGACGAGCUGGGCGCCGUGUGCAGCGAGUACGGCCUCUGGCUGCACGUGGACGCCGCGUACGCCGGGCCAGCCUUCGUCUGCCCCGAGUUUCGCCACCUGCUGCGCGGCGUCGAGCACGUCACAUCCUUCAGCUUCAACGCCCACAAGUGGAUGCUGGUCAACUUCGAGUGCACGGCGCUGUGGGUGCGCGACUCGGCUGCGUUCAGCAGCGCGCAUCGGAUCGACGCGCAGGUGCUGGCCACCGCCGAGACGACGCUGCCCAACUUCCGCAACUGGUCCCUAGCGCUGGGCCGCCGGUUCCGGGCGCUGAAGCUGUGGUUCGUACUGCGCCUGUACGGCGUCAGCGGCAUCCAGGCGUACAUCCGCGGUCACGUGGCGCUGGCGCGACAGUUCGAGGAGCUGGUGCGCCAGGACCGCCGCUUCGAGGUCGUCUCGCCCGCUUCGAUGGGCGUGGUGUGCUUCCGCGUGCGCGGAGAGGACAACACGGCGACGGAGCGCCUGCUGGAGCGCGUGACGGCCGCCGGCAGGGUGUUCAUGGUGUCGACGAUGGUGCCCGGCCGGCGGCUGGCCGCGCGGUUCGUGGUCGUGUCCCGCGUGACCUCGGCCGAGGACGUGCUGACGUCGUGGCGGGAGAUCCAGCGACAAGUCGGCCCGGCGUGCGGCGACUCGCUGGCACCCGAGGACGUCUCACUGACCCAGGAGAGCGUCUCGCCGGUCCAGGAAACCGCGAGUGAGUCUCCGGAGGUCGCAGAUCAGCGUCAAGAAGACAUGUAUGCGACGCGUCAGGUACCUCGUGGGCACGAGGGGCUGGCCUACCCGAUCGAGGACCUGGACCAGUGUCCCGAUGAGGCCAGCGACACACCCCAACAGGUUGCCGACAUGCUUCAAAAGGUCGCCUGCCUGCCUCAGGAGGUCGCCCGACCUCCGAUGCUGCGCACCAAGUCAGGCCGCUGGAUCUCGGAGCUGGUCGCGGCCGAGCGCCGCUUCAGUCGGGGCAUGCAGUGA